UGCCAUCUCCAAAUCAUUCGUUGCACGUUAUGGCUGGUCGGGACGAAUGUCCAUGACAGGUGAACUUGAUACGACGGAAGUGCAGAAGUAUCAAUCUACAAUGAUGUAGAAAAUUGUUGGAAACUUGGCAAGAAAUUUACACGGAGCGAUAGUUUCUUGAUGUGCAAAGUUUGAACACAGUCUGCAGAAAUCGCAUUCAGAAUGAAUUUGCUGCACGCGCCAUCGAUGUCUUCUCGUUUUGAAAAUCCAUUUCUGCCCCACGUACGUCGCCAUGUAACAAUCGAUAGAACUGGACGUGAAAGAGUUCGGUUGUCAACACCGGCGGAAUGGAAGAGCUUCAGCUGCAACAGCGGAAACGAGUUUCCUCGUCGUGGAAAACUUGAUAAAGCUUCCCGUCGCGUAUAUGCGCCAAUUGCAUCAGUCGCACGUACUGAGGGCACUGCAUCCAUUCAGGAGACAGAUAUUUUGCAGGUUAAGGGAGUGACUUAUAGACCGCCUGGAAGCGAUGCUACACUUCUGGACAACGUAAGCUUCUCUCUUCCUGAGAAAAGUUUAGGUCUUUUAUAUGGACCAAGUGGAAGUGGCAAGACAACUCUUUUGCAGGUGCUUGGAGGUCUUGCGACCCCAACCAAUGGAACGAUCUAUAUUGGUAACAACAGCACUGACUCUACAAAAAACCCUCACGGACCAGGAUCUUUGUCAGCUCGAGUGGGAAUUGUAUUCCAAUUUCCUGAAAGGUUUUUCUUGACGGAUACUAUAGUGGAGGAGCUUAUAUUUGGAUGGUCACGGCAAACGCAAGACCCGGUUCUGAGACAAACACAGACUCUAAAGUUACAGUCAGCUGUUUACGCUGUUGGACUUUCAGGCUUACCUUUGGACAUGAACCCACGCAAUCUCAGUGAUGGUUAUAAACGGCGUCUUGCUCUCGCUGUUCAGCUGGUGCGGAUGCCAGAAAUCAUGUUACUCGAUGAACCUCUUGCUGGAUUAGAUUGGAGGGCCAGGGCGGAUGUUGUUAAGCUUCUGAGUGCUCUGAAGAAGGAGAAGACUAUAAUUGUGGUCAGUCAUGAUCUCAGGGAACUAUCUCCCAUUGUAGAUAGAGCGUGGCAGAUGGAGAUGGGGGGCGUUUUGACACAGCAGCCUUGGACUUCUACCGUGACGAAGUAAAUACUAAAAAAUUUGCAAAUUCCGAACAUAAGAAAGAAACUAGCGCAUUGCUAGCAUUGUUUACAAUUAAACAGAUGGCUGAUACACAUUUUGUGAUUUGUCGGACUUUUCUGUCAGGGAGGUUGUAUUAUCUGUAAUUAAGAUGAGAUUAACAGCAGAAUUUUGUAAUAGUCACAUUCUUGAAUAGGCUUCCACAUUGAAGUAGAUAAAUAAGUUUCAAGUAAGCAAA
Messenger RNA from Marchantia polymorpha subsp. ruderalis, 1393 nucleotides. The record is from the annotation of a GenBank genome assembly. NCBI's taxonomy places the organism in Eukaryota, Viridiplantae, Streptophyta, Marchantiopsida, Marchantiales, Marchantiaceae.